Molecule: messenger RNA, 1037 nt
Organism: Erigeron canadensis
Lineage: Eukaryota; Viridiplantae; Streptophyta; Magnoliopsida; Asterales; Asteraceae
Product: thioredoxin-like 2, chloroplastic
Exons: 4
Coding region: 162-827 (221 amino acids)
Biological process (GO): cell redox homeostasis
Source: RefSeq, a predicted model, not a curated record
ACACACAAACAAAAACGCUCUUCAUCAAACUUACUCGCUUAUGUUACUUCCAUGGAGUUUGAUUAACUAACACUCGCACACUAUUUAUAUAUCAUUAUAUACAAAAUAUAUCCACAUCAUCUAUCCUAUCUAUAUCUAUAUCUAUUGUAUCUGUGUGUUCAAUGGCGGCUUUUGUUCGGUUGUUAUCAUUUAAUUCAUCUUUGUUAUCACCGUCAUUAAAAUCUCUUCAACAAAAUCAACUACUUUCUAAAAAUAACAGCAAAAGGGAAUUAUUAGUUGCUGCUGAUUCUUGUUUAUCUUCUGAUUUCAUCGUCAAUUCUCGAUUUGGCUUAAACCCCAGAAAGCAAUUGUCCCAAUUCAAGACACAAGCAACAAUCACCGAAACAGAACAGCCAAAAUGGUGGGAGAAAAAUGGAGGACCAAAUAUGAUUGAUAUUCAUUCGACACAAGAGUUUUUGAAUGCCUUAGGCAGUGCUGGAGAUAAAUUAGUCAUAGUUGAAUUCUAUGGAACAUGGUGUGCUUCUUGCCGUGCUUUAUUCCCAAAGCUUUGCAAGACAGCACAAGAACAUCCUGAAAUUUUGUUCUUGAAAGUCAACUUUGACGAGAACAAGCCAAUGUGCAAGAACUUGAAUGUGAAGGUCCUCCCGUAUUUCCAUUUUUACCGUGGAUCUGAUGGACAACUCGAAUCUUUUUCUUGUUCACUUGCUAAAUUUCAGAAAAUUAAGGAUGCAAUUCAGACACACAACACUGAUCGCUGCAGUAUUGGACCAAACAAAGGGGUUGGAGAUAUAAACCUCGAAACAACAUCAACUCCAAAGAACAAAUAGGUGGAAUCACCAACAUUCUGGAAAUAUAAAGUCAUUGAUUCUAUGAAAUUAUAUAAGAUGUUCAUAGCUUUUUCAUUACUAAUUCUGUAAUGUAGUAGCCCAAAUUUGAGAUUUGGUAUUUAAUAUAUCAUUAUAUAUGUAUUCCUCGUAUAUAUCUUUCUGUUUCAAUACAAUUUGAGUGAGGCAUAUCAGGCAUCUUUAUUUGUCCCA